This is a messenger RNA of Rhododendron vialii, 1836 nucleotides long. RefSeq names its product laccase-4-like. The record is from RefSeq and is a predicted model, not a curated record. Gene Ontology annotation, molecular function: copper ion binding; hydroquinone:oxygen oxidoreductase activity. NCBI's taxonomy places the organism in Eukaryota, Viridiplantae, Streptophyta, Magnoliopsida, Ericales, Ericaceae. The transcript has 6 exons. Gene Ontology annotation, cellular component: apoplast. Gene Ontology annotation, biological process: lignin catabolic process. The coding region runs from base 85 to 1758 and encodes 557 amino acids.
GGUCAGAGUGCAACUAUCUAGAAAGCUUAGACACGUACAUGAGCUGAAAGGAAACGGAGAGCCGUAUCGGAGAUCGAAGGACAGAUGAAGCAUUGGGUUCCAGUUUUGAUCAUCCUUUUCGCAUGCUUGUUUCCGGCAUUCGUGGAGUGCAGGGUUCGUCACUACAAGUUUAAUGUGGUGAUGAAGAACACCAGUCGGUUGUGCUCAACAAAGCCCAUUGUCACCGUCAAUGGCCUGUUUCCGGGGCCUACCAUUUAUGCCAGGGAAGAUGAUACAGUGCUCGUCAAGGUCGUCAACCAUGUCAAUUACAAUGUCACUAUCCAUUGGCAUGGUAUCAAGCAAUUUCGAACAGGUUGGGCUGAUGGUCCGGCGUACAUCACACAAUGUCCGAUCCAACCUGGGCAGAAUUACAUAUACAACUUCACCAUAUCCGGCCAACGGGGCACGCUUCUUUGGCACGCACACAUAUUGUGGCUGAGGGCGACAGUCCACGGCGCCCUAGUGAUUUUGCCCAGGCUUGGCGUGCCAUAUCCAUUUCCCAAACCCUACAAGGAGGUAGUCAUUGUAUUAGGUGAAUGGUGGAAAUCGGACGUUGAAGCUGUGAUCGACGAAGCUCAAAAAUCCGGUUUCGCCCCAAAUGUGUCGGAUGCUCAUACCAUCAAUGGGUAUACGGGAUUCGUUCCAAAUUGUCCUUCGCAAGGAGAAUUCACAUUGAACGUUGAGAGCACCAAAACCUACAUGCUACGAAUCAUCAACGCUGGACUCAACGAACAGUUCUUCUUCCUAAUCGCACGCCACAACCUAACCAUCGUAGAAGUUGACGCCUCCUACGUGAAACCGUUCAAAACCGACACCGUACUCAUCGCCCCGGGCCAAACCACCACCGCCCUUCUCACCGCCGACCAUUUCUCCGGCAGCUACGCGAUGACCACCUCCACCUUCAUGGACACCCCGAUCACCGUCGACGCCACCACCGCCACAGCCACUCUUCGCUAUCCCAGAACCGUCGCCAAUUCCCGGACUAUCUUUACCACCGUUCCUCCCAUAAACGCCACCCCAAUUGCCAACAAAUUCAGAGAUUCACUGAAAAGCCUCAACUCGGGAAAGUACCCUGUCAGGGUCCCGUUAACUGUGGACCACUCCCUUGUCUUCACUGUUGGGCUUGGAAUCAGCCUGUGUCCUUCUUGUAAGGCCACUAAUGGAAUCCGCCUGGUGGGGACUGUCAACAAUGUCACCUUUGUUAUGCCAACCACAUCUUUGCUCCAGGCCCAUUAUUUCAAGGAGAAGGGAGUUUUUACCGACGAUUUUCCUGGUCAUCCCCUGCAUGUUUUUAACUACACGGGCCCUGGACCGCGGAACUUACAAGCCACUGCUGGGACAAAGGUGUAUCGGUUGCCAUUCAACGCUACCGUUCAAGUUGUUUUGCAAGACACCGGGAUUAUACUUCCAGAGGACCAUCCUAUCCACCUACACGGAUUCAAUGUCUUUGGUGUCGGGAGGGGGAUGGGAAAUUUUAACCAGGAUAAAGAUCCUAAGAGAUUCAACCUCGUUGAUCCAGUUGAGAGGAAUACAAUUGGCGUACCAUCUGGUGGAUGGGUAGCUAUUAGAUUCCGAGCAGAUAAUCCAGGAGUUUGGUUCAUGCAUUGCCAUUUGGAAGUGCACACAACAUGGGGGCUAAAGAUGGCAUUCCUGGUGGACAAUGGGAAGUGUCCUAAUGAGUGUGUUUUGCCUCCUCCCAAAGAUCUUCCAAGAUGUUAGCACAGCAUCAACAGUCAUUCACUACAUAGAUAGAGUGAUUUCGGAAAAACAAAACAAAGGAAAUUUAGAAAGAGAAAA